AUGGCAGAACAGCAUGAGGUGGAUUUAGACUCUGUCAUUGAUCGAUUGCUCGAAGUCAGAGGAAGUAGACCUGGAAAGCAAGUGCAAUUGCUAGAAACAGAGAUUCGAUACUUGUGCACAAAGGCACGGGAAAUCUUCAUUUCUCAGCCCAUACUGCUCGAGCUGGAAGCUCCAAUCAAGAUUUGUGGCGAUAUUCACGGCCAAUACUACGAUCUUCUUCGCUUGUUCGAAUACGGCGGUUUUCCUCCGGAAGCGAACUACCUCUUCCUCGGAGACUACGUGGAUCGUGGCAAGCAAUCGCUCGAGACCAUCUGCCUGCUCCUUGCGUACAAGAUCAAAUACCCAGAAAAUUUCUUCGUCCUGCGAGGAAACCACGAAUGUGCAAGCAUUAACCGUAUUUACGGCUUCUACGAUGAGUGCAAGCGCCGGUACAACAUCAAGUUGUGGAAGACUUUUACGGACUGCUUCAACUGCUUGCCAAUCGCCGCCAUCAUCGACGAAAAGAUCUUUACCAUGCACGGAGGAUUGAGUCCUGAUCUCAACUCGAUGGAACAAAUACGUCGCGUCAUGCGUCCCACGGAUAUUCCCGACUGCGGUCUUCUCUGCGACCUGCUCUGGUCCGAUCCGGACAAGGACAUCACGGGGUGGAGCGAAAACGAUCGCGGUGUCUCCUUCACAUUCGGCCCGGAUGUCGUCUCGAGGUUUUUGCAGAAGCACGACAUGGAUUUGAUCUGCCGUGCUCACCAGGUAGUCGAGGAUGGUUACGAGUUCUUCUCCAAACGACAGCUUGUCACGUUGUUCAGUGCACCAAAUUAUUGUGGCGAGUUUGAUAACGCUGGAGCCAUGAUGAGUGUCGAUGAAAGCCUCUUGUGCUCGUUCCAGAUCCUCAAACCUGCCGAAAAGAAACAAAAGUAUGUCUAUGCCUCCAAGAGCUCAAGCAGGCCUACCACUCCGCCUCGCAAGUCCAAAAACUAG
Messenger RNA from Exophiala spinifera, 975 nucleotides. RefSeq names its product serine/threonine-protein phosphatase PP1. The transcript has 4 exons. Lineage: Eukaryota; Fungi; Ascomycota; Eurotiomycetes; Chaetothyriales; Herpotrichiellaceae. Gene Ontology annotation, molecular function: protein serine/threonine phosphatase activity. The record is from RefSeq and is a predicted model, not a curated record. Gene Ontology annotation, cellular component: cytoplasm; nucleus. The coding region runs from base 1 to 975 and encodes 324 amino acids.